AUGCUCACAUCGCACAUUGAUCAGAUAAAUUCGGGAGAUGCGGCGCCAGACCUCACAAGGCUUGCAUCCCCUACUACUAAGACCCGUGUCUUCAUCCUCUCGGAUAUCGAAAAUGAACCGGAUGACCAACAAUCCCUCGUGCGGUAUCUGCUAUACGCAAACGAAUUUGAAACCCAGGGAAUUUGUGCUGUCACUUCCGCAUGGUUGCCAACACGAACCGCCCCGGAGGCGAUGCGUACAAUUAUCAAUGCGUACGGCAAAGUUGUUCAAAACCUCAAUAUGCAUGUACACCCUGAUUCACAAUACCCAACAGCAGAAACUCUGCUUCAACUUGUCUCUUCUGGAUCAGCUGUAUAUGGCAAAGAAGCACUUUCGUUGCCUCUCAGCACUGGUGCACUAAAUCUUGUGAAUGCACUAGAGGAGUCAGUAGAGCCGCUCUGGGUCCUGAGUUGGGGAGGGACAAAUGUGCUCGCGGAGGCGCUGCAACACCUGCGCAAAACCAAAUCCUCGGCCGAGGAAGGGAUCUUACACUCACGACUAAGAGUAUACACGAUUUCUGAUCAGGAUGAUACUGGAGAAUGGAUUCGAAAUACAUUUCCGGAUGUAUUUUACAUUUGCUCAAUCCACGGAUUUGGUGCCUUUGAUAUGUCGACUUGGCAAGGCAUCUCGCACCCGAUAUCUGGUGGGGACCUCACGAAGGUAUCAACCGAAUGGCUCCAUGCGAACAUACAAAAAGGACCUCUCGGGGAUGUGUACCCGACGUCAAUGCACAUUAUGGAGGGUGAUACGCCAACUUUCCUCUACCUUAUUCAGAAUGGAUUGGGAAGCCCAGAAAGACCGGAGUUUGGCAGCUGGGGCGGACGUUACAGGGCUGUUAAUGUCGGUAGCGCGCACUAUGCUGAUGUCGUCGAUACGAUCAUUGACGCUCAUAUGACAAAACGUACGGAUCAAAAAGCUACGAUUUGCCGGUGGCGUGAUCACUUCCAGAAUGAUUUUAUGGCACGCAUUGGUUGGACAUUAACAUCGAAUUUCUGGCAAGCUUGUCACCCUCCUGUCCCGAUCGUCGAUGGUCACCAAGGCCCGACCUGCAUAACGCGAAAGGUGAGAUCUGGUAAUGUUAUCGUUCUAGACGCUGGAGGAUCUUACGACCCUGAUCACCCGGAGGACAAUUCGCAGCUGGAGUUCCAGUGGUACCAAUACAUGGAGCCAACUAUUAGUCAUCCCAUUGGGGCAGAAGCCGUGCCGCGGUGCACCAUACAGCCUCUUUCUCCCCCAUCCGUUGCCGGAGACAAAUUACCCUACAAUGAUUCCGGUUUUGAGAAUGUGGUGCUUGGGUCGCGGGUCGAGAUCAUGAUACCGGAUAGCAAGCAACCUGCACUGUUUGGUCUACCAGCCCAACACUGGCUUCCUUACACGGGAGUUUCUAGUAUGGCAUACCAUAUCAUUCUACAAGUGUCCCACAAGAAUGUGCCAUUCCCCGUUCGGAGGUACUUACGUAUCAUUCUGGAUGCGGGUUUGUCGUGA
Molecule: messenger RNA, 1524 nt
Organism: Penicillium cataractarum
Lineage: Eukaryota; Fungi; Ascomycota; Eurotiomycetes; Eurotiales; Aspergillaceae
Product: DUF1593 domain-containing protein
Exons: 2
Coding region: 1-1524 (507 amino acids)
Molecular function (GO): hydrolase activity, hydrolyzing N-glycosyl compounds
Source: RefSeq, a predicted model, not a curated record